Molecule: messenger RNA, 207 nt
Organism: Knipowitschia caucasica
Lineage: Eukaryota; Metazoa; Chordata; Actinopteri; Gobiiformes; Gobiidae
Source: the annotation of a GenBank genome assembly
AUGGUUCUGCCCAGACUCAGAGUGAUGGAUGAGGACGCAGAGGUAAAGGCCUGGACCGGGGCCAAGCGUAUUACAUCUGAGGUGAAGGGUGAAGGCUCAGUGCAUUGGGGGGGCAUGUAUCCUGUGGCCCCCCGCAGAGUGCUCAGGUCAGAGGCAGAAAUGAUUGACAGCUGGUUUAACUGUCAGCGGAUGGUGCAGUGGUGUUGA